GUCGCUGCAGCGCUGGACGCGCAGAAUGUCGGUGAUACCGACACACACCCUCCCCGGAUACACACACCUGCCGCACUAGGGAAAAACCUAGUGCAUCUCUUCUCCUGAUUAUAAACGUCCUUCCUGAAGUUCCUGCAAGGUUUUGACCUCUGACCGAAAGCCUAGAAGUAACAGCUUGGCAUGAUGGGACUGAGUAAAGAAGAUAGUAUACAGUAUGACAAUGAUACGGUGCUGGUUUAAGAGGAUUUGUGAAACCCCUGCAUCUUCAGCAUUAUCAUCAGAACCAAAAGUCAGUCGGUGGUGUUGUAAAAAAAAUUGAAAUUCUCCUCAUUCAUUCUGCUUGCAAUGAACUUGUAAUGACAUCCAGACACUCCACAGAAUCAAGCAAGGGGAUUUCAUUCAGGGGAUAAAGAAGAAAUUUCACCAUAUAGCCUGUCCCUCCAGGACUGGUAUCACUGCUAAUGUGAUGCUUAUCAUGGCUUGUGUGACAUCUGCCGCAGAGGAGCCGGCAGGUGACUGUACCAGACCUAUAGUUAGUCCUCUGCCUUUUCCAGAACCUUCUGCAACCUCGACGAAUGACCCUAGUCAUGAAUGUGACAGCACUCUCGGUCCUCCAGAGGCAACCCCACCACCCCCUCCACCUCUUCCGCCACCACCCAGUCAACCCCACCCUUCACGUAAGAAACGACGGGUACGGAGCUUUUUCUGGAAAACUAUUCCAGAAGAAAAGGUACGGGGAAAACCCAAUAUUUGGACUCUAGCAGUAAGACAGCAGCAGUAUCAAAUUGACGUGAGGACGGUAGAGGAGCUCUUUGGCCAGCAGGAGGACGUUCGAACCAAGACGGGCAGUGGACACCCUAGUGGUGGGAGAUCCAUAGGCUCGUUUAAAGAGAGCAAAAAUGAGAUCAGCAUCCUGGAUUCUAAGAAAGGAAUGAACAUUGGAAUUUUCCUCAAACAGUUCAAAAAGUCAAAUCAUGCAAUAGUAGAAGAUAUCCGUUUGGGUAACAGUAAACAGUAUGGAGCUGAACCGCUGAAAGAAUUACUCAAACUAUUACCAGAGUCAGAGGAGGUGACGAGAUUAAAGGACUUCAAAGGAGACCCCAAUAAGCUGACCCUGGUCGAUUCCUUCAUGUUCCUGUUGAUUCAAGUACCAUGCUUUGAGGUACGCAUUGAGGCUAUGAUACUUCAAGAAGAGUUCCACCCGUCCUGUGUGCUCAUGAAUCGUGAGAUUACUAUUGUGCGUCAAGCUACUGAAGAGCUAAUGACUUGUGAAGAGCUCCAUGCAAUUCUACACUUGGUUCUCCAAGCAGGAAAUAUCAUGAAUGCCGGUGGCUAUGCAGGCAAUGCUGUGGGCUUCAAACUAUCCUCUCUUCUCUCUUUGGCUGACACGAAGGCCAACAAGCCGGGCAUGAACCUGCUCCACUUUGUGGCACUGGAAGCACAGAAAAAGGAUGAGGCCCUUCUGAAGUUCCCAGAGAAGCUAACACAUGUUCAGCGUGCAGCAAGAAUUUCAGUCGAAAAUAUUGAAGGGGAGUUUUCCUCUCUUUAUGUCAAAACACGUUCGUUGGAGGAGAAGAUUCAGGAUGACAAGGAGCUGCAAAAGCAGCUGGAUUCAUUUUUGCAGAGCUCAACACAGGCCCUGCAGGACCUUAAACGUCGCAGGAUGGACAUGCGCAAGGAGGGCAACGCUGUCAUUGACUUUUUCUGUGAAGACAAAGACACCUUUCAACUGGAUGAGUGCUUCAGAAUCUUCCAAGACUUCUGUCUGAAGUUUAAAAAAGCUGUUAAGGACAACCAGGACAGAGAACUUAAAGAAGAAGCCAGACAGCGACGCUUACGGGAACUGGAGGAGAAACGUUUUGCCUGGGCUGGAGGAAAUAAUGAAAAAGAUGAUGAUCGUUUUGGUCGCAGUAGUAGUGAAAAUGAUGUUGACAUCCUAACCAAAGGAGGCCUCAUGGACUUCUUGCUUAAUUCAAGACCUCAAAGCCCCCACAGUCCUUUAGGACGCUCAGCUAGUGCCCGUCGUUACCAUCACACAGUUGGUGACCGUGGCUUUGUGGAGCUCCCCGCUGGGUCUUCAGCAUCUGACUACACCAAAUUUAGCAGUCUUCCACGGUCAGGCAGGAACCAUAAAAGAAAGACCAUUCCCUGGCUUGUUUCACAAGGUGAUAAUAGGGAGCUGGGUCCACAAAGUCAGGCCUACCAAGAGAAGGGUGCAACUUCACCAAAGGCUGAAACAGAACCUAUCAGUCCUUUAGCUAGAUACUCAACCUCUGGCUACAACAUAAACAAUGAUCGCCAAAAUAAUAAUAAUAAUUAUACUUCUCUCUCUGAAGGUGGAGUUACCCCUCAAUUAGAUAACUCAGAUAUUUUUCAGGAGACAUCUGGACAAGGUGUUGGACACAUGAGGGUUUAUGUGGAGAAACACACACUAGUUACUGGCCUUCAACCCUUUGAAAUAACCCAGAUCAAUAAUAACAGUUAUGUCAGUGUAGACAACCCAUGUGAAGUGAUUGUGACAAGCCUGGAAAGAGAUGAGGACCAUUCCAAACCAUUUGUCCUUGAUACCCCUCCAUCUAGCAGAAGUUCUGAGGAUAGACCCAGGCCAGAUAAACUAUUUGAUGACAAAAUUAUCUUGUCCCAACUGGAGGAGGUGGACAUGAGCACCAUUUCCUCAACAACUUGUGACACCCCACUGCCUCUUGAUCCCUCUGUGUCCAAUAAAAAACCUGCGUUGAAUGUCAUGGAUUGUACUGAAACCGAUUGUUCAAUCAUGUUGGACUGUUCUGAAAUCGAAAGUUUUCCCAUCAUGAAGGAAGAAUCUGGAAUUAACUCAAAGCCAAAGGAUGCCAACCUAUCAAGAGUCAUUCAGGAUGCCAAUUCCCUUUCCUCAAAUUAUGAGUCCAUCAGUGGUCUCCCAACAACUGAUGAGCAUCUUGCAGAAAAGCUUGAUCAAGAGUGUGCCGAAGCAUUCAGUCCAUCUGUAACUACUGAAGAAGCAGAGUCAGAUAGUUGUGAUACAGCUGAGGGGCAUAGAGUUGCUGAGAAGGCAGUCCAGAGCCGUAGACCCAAAGCAACCAGUCUUGCCAAAACCAAGACUGGGUCCAAAUCAGGGUGUAUUCCUGGCAUUCGUCCUUUAAGAACUCUUACGACAACUGAGACGCAAAACAUGCGAAAAGUGGUGCCCAUUACAAGGCAAAAUCGAUCUAGUAGUACCAUAAAGAAGGCAGAAAACCCCCCUGGACAGGAAAGUGCUGAACCCAGACGUCCACUUCGUGACCAAAGCAUGCCAGCUAGAAGAGGUGAGAGACAAAGCAGACCUGCUCGGCAUUCCAGCCUCCCUCCAGGUAAUCCCAAAACACAAAGAGGUACUCCAAACAACGUCAAUUCUGGCCGGGCAAGGGACUCCACUCCACGUGCAACCCCCCUCAGGAAAACAAGUGCCAAACCUAUCCGUAACAUUUCAAAACCACCACCAGAGGAAAAGAUGUGUCGUUCAACAAUGCGAGCCUUGGCCCAAGCUCAGGCCCAAGGAACCUCAGAAGGAGUUACACCAGAAACUCCCAAGCACACACACAAAGUUUCUUUGCCCAGCUUUGCCCGCAACACAGUAGCAUCCUCUUCCAGAUCUAAAAAAGACUUGCCCCCAACACCUGUAACAGGAACACCAUCAAAGAGCUCCACCUUAUCAAGAACUAGCUCUCAGAGAUUGACUUCUGGUGUAAGAACAGAUUUUGUCAGUAACGGACUUUUGACAAAGAGUGAAGAUAAACUAGGUGGGUCUUUAAGGAAGGUUCAAAGCGCAAGGGCUUCCAGUCGAAGCACUCAGAGCAGUGACACAACCCCUUCACAAUCUGGACGAGAGCACUCCUUCAAAAGUAGCAGUUUCUCAGAAAAAAACACACAGAUUAAAGACUCAGCCAGGACCAGUAAACCCACGUGGAAGUAGAGUGUGAUUUUUACUUACUACAUAUAAAAAACAACGUUAAACAAGACAGAUCAAUUUGUUUUCUGAACAUACAUUAGAGUUACUUAAGAGGCACAGUGUCUCACAUAUUGUUCUGAAUGUAUCUAAAGCUUUUAAUGUAGCUGAAGUAGAAGCUUGGCAAGAGUUUAAGAGUUAUGUAAGCUACUGUCACUAUUUGACAGCACAUUUUAGUAGCACUUUCACAUCCAGUCAAGGAUGGUUUUGAUGGCCUUUUCUUAUACAUGUACUUGACACGUAUCAUCAAACAUUAGGAAACAAACAAAUCAAUUAAAAAUUAUAUGUGGUGUUAGAUUAUAUUUUUAUUAAUUCUGCAUAUAUAUUGUGAGCUGUUCUCACAAACUCCUGAAGAAAAACAAAUUGUCAUAUAUUGACAUGCUUCUUUAUCUUGUAUAAUAUUUAGUAAAAGUACUGUUUAAUAGGACAACAUUUCAUUAAAAUGAAUGAACACUUCAUGUUUUCUGUGCAUGACAAAUCAAGCUGAAGACUGUUUUAUGAAUAUAUCUAUGAAUGUUAUUCAAAUACACAUUAGUGUAGCUGAUGCAAUGGAAAUUGAGCACUACAUCUAAAAGUUUGAAGCCUCUUCAGUCUGGUUUUUGACAUAGGUUUUUGAAAGCAUCUUUCAUGACUGCUUUGAGUUUUCAGUUUUGUUAUCUAUUUGCCUACAAGCUGCUAUACACUGCUGUUGUUGGCACUGUAUUUGUGACUAUUAUGUGAUCAUACUGCUAAUUCUAUGUUUGUAAAGCCAUACUGUUAACCAAGAGUGGCAAAACCUGGUGCAGGAGGGAAGACUAUAUUAUUUUGCCUAAACUUUUGAGAAAGCACAUACACUGCAAGCACGUUGAACGUAACAUGUUCUCACUGUGAACAUUUUGUCAAAAUUUGUGCUUAAAAUUAAGGGGCCGUUUACAUGACAACAUUUUUAACUGAAAACAGGAAAGCUUUUAUUGUUUUGGCAGUUUGUUUAAACGAAAACAGAAUUUUGGGGUCCUAAAAAAAAUACGAACGGCUUCCAAAGUGGUUUUUAAGUGCGAGUCUUUAUCCUUUUCAUGUAAAGGCAAAUAUGCAAAUCUGUGAAAGCGAUGACACAAGCUCAUGCGUGUUUUGCAUUUAGUCUACAAGCAUGUGCAUUUUAUCAUACACACACAACAAUGGCAGACUACAUGAUUGUGUUUGUGUUGCUAAAAAAGUUGAAGUAACAAACCACAUUCAUCAUCCGUCCAUACAAAACUGCCAGCUGCUUUCGCCAUGUUGUUUGUUUGUCUUUCCACGGGCUACUCCUUUGUCACUUCCCCUACUGUGCGUUCACACCAGACGUGAUAGAUGCGGCAAAAACAUGCUUGUUGCGCAUAGUUGGACGCUUGAACAUUUUGAGUUUACUCGUUUCAUUCACGUGUGAAAGCCGCGUGUGAAAUUGUAGUCAUUUGAGACAUUAAUGCGGUCAUGGGAGGGGCUUUUUCUGCCUCCGCUCAUGUAAUCACGUCACUGCUAGAGCAAGCUCCAAGCUUCUCAUCCUUACAUUGACUUAACAUGUAAAUCACUUGCGCUUGCCGCCUCUUCCGCGUCUGGUGUGAACGCACAGUUAAGGGCCUUUGGUUGUGUAUAGUGACGUUGCCACCCACUGGCCUGGCAUGCAUUAUACAAUAUUUUUGGUUGUUUCUGCUUUUCCAUGUAAACGCAGAUCGUUUUUACAAUGUUGUCGUUUUACACAAACGUGAAGGAAAAACUUUUACGUUUUCAGUACAAUCGUUGUCAGAUAAACGUAGCAUAUUUGGCAAGUCCUUAAAACAUGUAUGUUAUAUACAAAAAAAAAACGUGUUGUUAAAAAGUCAGUUCAGUUAGAUCAAAUCAGUGUUAAUACAGCCUAAUUGGACAAUAAAGUGUUAAUAAAAUCCAUUCAGAGAAGAAUGAAAUUAACAUUAUUGUUUGGGUACUUUCUGUAACUUCUUGGACAACACAGGAAUUCUCUUUAAAUCUCUCCUAUUUCUGUCUAUUAAGUAGCAAUGAUUAAAAAUAAUUUAUUUAUAUUUAAACAUAUAAUUCAUAAAUAUGCCUAACACAGAAGGCCUAAAAUUAUUCUACCUCUAAAAUCAGAUUUGCCACCUCUUGUUUUGUUCUGAUGGCUUACUAAUCAAGUGAAUCAAUGGCUUUUACAGAAUCCUGCAGAUGUAUCUCAGUUACAGCAUACAAUGUCUUUUAAUGUUCUCAGAAAGGUUAGUGUACUGUAUUGACAUAUUUGUAUUUAGCGCAAAUUCAUUAAUGUGCUAUAAAAAUGCAUCCAUUGUAACGUGGACAAGUGGAAUCGCUGUUCCUGCUAUAUACAUUAGUUUAACCUUAAAAACAAGACUAUUCAAAUAUUAAGAUUCAGUGUGUUGUACUUUAUAUUGAUAUUGCUCAGAAUUUCUAUUUUGAAUGUUACUUUUGAGCCUCUUCCUCUGUGAUUGUAUUACAAUCAAUAUAAGCUAAUCAAUAAAUAAAUAUAUAUG
Paramisgurnus dabryanus is the source of this 6471-nucleotide messenger RNA. RefSeq names its product FH2 domain containing 1 (gene fhdc1). The record is from RefSeq and is a predicted model, not a curated record. Lineage: Eukaryota; Metazoa; Chordata; Actinopteri; Cypriniformes; Cobitidae.